AUGGCUCACGCUCAAGUCGUCGAUUGUUUUGAAAUCAUAAUGCUCCGAUGGGCUGAUAUUCAUCAUCCUACGAUGAGUUUCAAAGGAGAUAUAGAAGCUCUCAUAUAUGGGUCAAAAUACAUCAAACAACUCAUCCCAGCCGUCGUGAAUAUCGUAUAUAGAAAGCUUCUCCAAUAUGAUAUCACAUCACGUGCUUUCACAACCCGUAGCACUAGUUACGAGGGUCCGCUAGAUGAGAUGCCGGAUGAGGAUAGUCCUCAGAUUUUACAUCGAAAGAUGUUCCUAAAAGGCUAUCUCCAUAAACUAUGUUCAGAUCCCAGCCAAAUGGAAUUCUGGGAGUACCUCGACAAAGUCGGAAUGAUGCACGUAGGACGCGGUCGCGAGCAUCCUCUACAUGUCGAAUACGUCCACAUAGGAGUUUGUUUAGGAUUUGUCCAAGAUAUCAUUUUGGAAGCAGUUCUCUCGCAUCCGAAAUUAAGAAUGGAGAAAAAGAUCGCGGUGGUGAAGGCGAUAAACAAGGUACUGUGGAUUCAGAAUGAUCUCUUUGCGAAGUGGUAUGUGAGGGAUGGAGAUGAGUUUGCAGGGGAGAUGGAGGAAGUUAUGGUGGAGAGGGAGGGCUGGUUGAAAGGGAAACAGGUUAUUGAUGGAGAGGAAAAGCCUGAGGAGGAAGGGGAGGGAAGUGGUGAGAAGACACCUACGGAAGAAGAGAAAACGAAUAAAGUUUCGACGUCUUGUCCAUUUGCUGGAUUCCAGGUUGAUAGGAAUAGUAGGAUCUCCAAAGCAUAG
This is a messenger RNA of Sclerotinia borealis F-4128, 786 nucleotides long. The record is from the annotation of a GenBank genome assembly. NCBI's taxonomy places the organism in Eukaryota, Fungi, Ascomycota, Leotiomycetes, Helotiales, Sclerotiniaceae.